CGCAUGGAUUAGAGUGUUUACAACUGGCAUCAUUCUGGGUGCGACCGCAUUAGCCUGCUUUCCAAGAAUACAGAACCACAGCCGAAUUUUCACUUGCAGGCUGAUGCUUAGUAGAGCAUAUCGGAUCUUGUAUUACAAGCCUUUUUUUUUUUACUGUGUCAGUGAGGAACAGUGGGGCUGGUUGUGUGAUUUCUGCCGCAGCGCCUGGCCACCCACCAUCUGUGGAAGUGGGACAAGGGAACAGAUGGCGCAUCCAAGCCGGCCUACAGGGCUGCUGACGCUUACUGUUGGGACAGCUUUGGAGAUGAGUAUCAAUCAAUAAAAUAGGAUGCUGUUUUCCUCUACUGUGCAGUAGGCUGUGUUUUGCAGAGAUAACAAUGUCGGAGUGACUUGGAUUCGAGUUUAUGUGACGAACCCUCGCAGAUUGACCACAUUGACGCGCAACGAUUCAACCACUGGCAUCAACUUAAUCCCCUUUGACGUGUCUUUGGCUUGGUGAACAAUGGUUGAUAACCGCUACGCUACAGCUCUGGUCAUUGCCUGUGUGCUGAGCAUACUGGCCACUGUGUAUCUGUCUGUGGCCAUCGGGACGCAGCACUGGUACCAGUACAGCAGCCCCACCGUCCGUGGAGAGGCCAACGUGUCCGAGUUGCGCUCCCUGUAUGAGGAGUUCAUGGACGGGGAGUUUGAUGAGAAAACCUACAGCGACACCCUGUUCCGUCUCAAUGGGACUGUGGGCCUCUGGUGGCGAUGUGUGCUCGUUCCUGCCAACGCUAACUGGUUCAAAGAGACAGAUGCAAAAAUCGUGCUGGAGUGCCGAAGCUUCAGUCUACCUCAGCAGUUCACCCCAAAAUACAAAGAACCAGGGAACCACAACAGUGGAGAGGACAUGCUGCGCACGUACUUGUGGCGAUGCCAGUUCCUGCUACCACUAGUGUCCCUGGGUCUUGUGGUCCUGGCAGGCUUGAUCGGGUUUUGUGCCUGCCUCUGUCGAAGCCUCACCCCCACCCUUGGGAUAGGAAUACUUCAUCUGCUGGCUGGUCUCUGCACCUUAGCCACAGUGUGCUGCUACCUGGCUGGGAUGGAUCUGCUCCACAAGGUGUCAAUGCUGCCCGAUAAGGUGGAUGGCUCCCAGGGCUGGUCCCUCUACUUGGCCCUUAUUUCCUCCCCGCUCCACAUGAUGGCCGCCGCACUGCUCGUGUGGGCGGCCCGCAGCCACAGUCAGAACUACUAUCGCAUGACCGCCUACAGGGUGGCAUAGACUGAGAUUCAGCUGUGAAUCUCUGCCCUGCUUCAAUUCAUAUGCCACUCCAACACCAAGAUGCUUUUUAUUAUGAUCUCAGAGGAAUGAGAUGUGGGUCAAUCUGUGUGUUUUGCCCCCCUGACGGAUUAAAGUACAGGCGCUCUGUAGUAAUGACCCUAUCUGCUGCAUUAAAAGAUUAAUGAGAUGGUUAUAGAGUUGGUUUGUAAAAGGUCAAGAGAGAUGUUGAUUUUGCAACAUAUGUUUGGUUCUGGGUAACUUAACCCCAGGUUCAAAAGCAUAAGCUUGUCCCAGUUCAUAGCAUAACUCCUUCUAGGUUCUGAAUAUGUCAUGUCUUUGCACUGAAAAGUGCUGUUACAGAUUAAACACAGUACUUUUAGUUGAUCACUUACAUUUAGAAAUGCAUCAGAAUUGCCAAAAAGUUUGCCUCGACAAGAAAAAGCAGAGACCGCAAGUUUUUUAUUAAUCAAAGGUUAGCCAAACGUUUUUAUAAUGGAAGAUUAAUCAAGGUGUUUAUAAAGCAAACAGGUUCAACAACAAACUACACCCACUGAGUACUGUUCACGCACAGUAGUCGGUGCCAUGAGGUUAAUUAUACAUUUCAUAUAUGCAUCUUUUCAGUUUUACCUCAGAUUUACAGUUGGGUGUGUUGACACUUCCCCUAUGUUCACAAAUCAAAAACAUCUCCCUGUAACAAAAAGGCAUGCCAGACACACCCUGAGCUUGUUUCCACGGAACUGCAGCAACACAAAAAGCCAUCAUAAGAUGUUUAUUAUUGCAAGAGAUUGCUGUCGCGCAGUCAGUCUUUUACUUCAGCUGCUUCAGAACAAAGUCAGGGAAAGAAGGCUUCAGUGAAGAGAACAGAGGGAGAGGCGUUGAUUAUUACUGUGCACACUAUAAUUACUCAAGAAUCACGUCUUGCACACUCUUUUUUUAAGCAACACUUAUUUAUUUAUUUAUUUAUUUAUUCAUUGACAUUAUUAAGGUCAAACUUUGUUUAUAUUUCUGUUUACCCAUUACAUUGCUUUCUUAGCUAUUUUCAAGCAUAUUUCAAACAUGUUGAUUGAUUUUUGUAGGUUUUUGUAGUAAAGAUCCAAAGCUUUUCAUUUUUCAAAACACACCUGCAUCCAUUUGUGUUCUGUUGUCCUUCUAUAAAUGUGUACCCUUAUCCUUAUGUUAAUCGCUUAUAUGUGGAUUUAUUUAUUUGAUUUUGAUUUGUUACUCCAAUAGUUACUACUUUGUGUCAUCAUUUCAAUUUUACAAGAUGUAAGGGAAUCAUUAAUUCCCUGUUAGGCAUUAUGAAUGUAAUUUAAGGCCAUAUGGUGAUAAACUACAGUAUUCCUUUGCACUUAAAAUAUUGUUGAACAUAUCCUGAACAUUGCUGUUAUGGUCAGAAGUGAAUUUCUAUUUUUGACAGUGUAUAUUAAAUAACAAUGAAAUACAUUUAGUAAUGAAUCGUUAUAAAUCUAAAAGCCAUGCUUUAUGUUUGCAGAAAUAUAUGAAGUUCCCCUUGUCACAGUUUCAUGAAGUGAAUAAUGUGAAAUGUUGCACUGUGUGUGGUCUAAUAGGUCUUAUGGUAAAGCAGAUUGUAUUUUGCGUAUUCAGCCUUUAAUUUAAGAUUUUUUUCUUCCCUGAAUCCCUCACAUAUAACAAAAAACACUGUAUGACUGUGCUUUUGUGAAUCAACAGUGAAUAGUUUGUGCAUUUUAUGGACCUGACAUUUUACACCUCAGUAUUGUGUGUGAGUGUACGCGGAUGUAAUCAUGAUUUGUCAAAGCAUCAGCUGUCAUUUCAAUAAAAGCUUUUUGUAAAAUUUGUUUUAUAGACA
Notolabrus celidotus (New Zealand spotty) is the source of this 3089-nucleotide messenger RNA. RefSeq names its product claudin domain-containing protein 1-like. Bases 503 to 1261 code for a protein of 252 amino acids. Gene Ontology annotation, cellular component: membrane. The record is from RefSeq and is a predicted model, not a curated record. Lineage: Eukaryota; Metazoa; Chordata; Actinopteri; Labriformes; Labridae. The transcript is spliced from 4 exons.